GCACGAGAGCCUGUCAGCUCUCGCGUAUCUGCCUCGCCUUUGUGUCGAUCGUCCGGACAUGUGACACGAGAAGCAUCGACAUGCUACAUCUCAUCUGCCGUGUCUUUGACAUUCCAUAGUGCACCUCGAUCACGUUUCAAGAAAAGAUUGUCAGCCAGCGCUUACGCUCUUGGACAUCAUGCCGACAAAGGGUGACCAUCCAUGCAAUGGAAAGGAGGACGCAUGUAAAUCGAACACUGUGAAGUCUGAACAGGUGCCCAGUUCUACAAGCCUUAUACACUGCAAAAAAGCCUCAGCACCAUUAUUGUGUCCUGUCUGCAACAAAGCGUUUGGUCGAAAAUAUCACCUGGUGAGGCACCUGCAAAAUGCAGUCUGCUCUGCAGAACAGAAGCUUUCUUUGCCGUGUCCUACAUGUGGCAAAAUAUUUUCCUCGAAGGCGAAACUCGACUACCACAUUACUGUGCAUGGCAUGGCAUCAGAAAAUUGCAAAACGUCUCCCCUCAAGCGGUUUGAGUGCAACCAGUGCGGUCGUCUCCUUUGGUCGCAGUCUCAGUUGAAGAUUCACCAACGAACCCACACUGGGGAGCGACCGUUCACCUGCACCGAGUGUUCCAAGACUUUUGUCUCCCUGGGUGCUCUAAACAAGCACAAGCUUUCUCACUCGGAGGAAAAGCCCUUUGUAUGUCCCCACUGCCCAGCCAGAUUUUCCUUAAAAGGCACGCUCAACAGGCACAUUCCCACGCAUACAGGCAUUCGUGCUCACAAGUGUCCCCACUGCCCCAAGGAUUUCAUCCAGGCUGUGGCACUUCAAGCCCACCUUGUUACUCACACGGGCAGCAAUGGUUUUCCCUGCCGCGUGUGCGGGCACAUGUUCUCCCGCAAGGCCCGCAUGAAAGAGCACGUGCUGUGUGUUCACGAAGGCCAGCGCAAGUUUAAAUGUGACUUAUGCGCCAAGAUGUUCUCUCGCAAGGAUGAUCUCACCACCCACCAGGAGCACAGGCAUGGCCUUAUCGGCAAGCCUCUAGGUGGUCUCAACCCGGCAUGGAGCAGUUUGACACUCAUGACGAUGGGCUCGGGCAGUUUGUCACCCCCCCGUGCUUUCGCUCAAGAUGCACUCUUAAACGACUCUGUGAUAACUCAUCAGUCAACGCUAGAUAUGUCGCCUGACUCCUACAGUACGGCUGCUCGUAUGGAGACAAAACAGCAUAAGCAUAAUGUUGUAGGUGACAAACGUACAGCACACGAUGCAUUCCACCGAACUCACACUAAUGACAGCCAUCUACAUGGUAAAACAUUGUAUGUUAAGCCAUCAGGUAUGAAUGAAAAUUGUAAGAAUAAAAGUCUGGUUGCUCUUGAAGAUAAAAGUUUCCAUGAGAACGGUGUAAGAGAAGCGCUCCUGUCUCAAGAGCACGGCGCUAAUGCUUGCACUGUAGGCAACCAAAGCAUGGCAAUGAAACAUUCAUCUACAUCUAAUGUUUCUGCAAGCUCUAUGCAAAGCAACAUUUGCCUUAAAAGUGAGGAGUCAUUACAGGAGUCGGAGGAAAACUGCGAUGGUCUUAAAAACCGCAUAGAGGAGUUUCUCUGCUUCCUAAUUGAAAAACCCAUACUCAAGAGAUUUGGGUGGCCCAGUGCACACUUAAGUGACUUGUUGGAGGCUGUGAUCCGUCACUGUGGCUGCAGCCCAUCUGAGUCUCAGUUUGACUCUCUUGCCGAUAAGCUCAGAGAAAACUGCAAGGUACUUUUUACAAAGGUACUUGAAGAUGAUGUUGCUGGGAAGCUUCUUGAUGAUGAUGAGACUGUUGAUGUUGUACUUGACAAGGUUCUAGAGUUAGCCAGGCUAAGCUAACUUGUAUGACAAUGCUUUGUAAUGUAGUUGAUAUCUUUUCUUACACCGCCGGAAAUCGUGAAGACUCUGAUAUUUCUAAGAAAUGGUGGAAUUAAGGAGCCCUGUGAUUACUGUUGCUUAUUAUUUUCUUUCAUUAGACAAUUAGAGACUUUACAGUGGAGAGGUUUUGCCACAAACAAGCGUAAAUAAUCACUAGGAAGCGAUUAAGUUUCUUUCUUUUCAAUGUUAAUUUUGAUGUCUCUUUCUCAUUGUGUAUAGUAUUCGAUAGGCAAGACAGCUGUGGCAGUGUUAGUAGUUUGAAUUGUGAUUCAUCAAUUAUAGUUACUAAGUUGCUAAUAUAGCAGUUGUAUGAAUGUCAAAGAUAUGAUUGCUGAAUGUAAUUGGUGUGGAAGAUGAUAUGUACAAAGCUUGAUGGGAAUAUGAUGUCCGAAGCACAUUGGGAAAGAUAGUCAAUUCAAGGUUUAUAUGUUUGUUGCAGUUCAGUUUUCUGAACCUAUUUUGGUGUGGAACUCGUUUUUGGUGUAGACCUUUGUUUAAUGAUGUUCUACGUGAUCGUGGUAGACGUGUAGGUGUACACUUCCAUUUUUUUUUAAUCGAGCUUUAAGCAACAACAGUAUUGUGUGGUUUAAUUUUAAUAGCAUUCCCUUCACAUUCCUUGUCUACUUCUAGUUGUGUGAAAGAUCGAGUAUCUUGAGACCUGAUGUCGGGUCACUGAAAUGCCCAGAUCUUUUUUGAAGAUCACUGCUUAUAGCAUGCCUAUACAUUUCAAUGCUGUGGCCCAAUUAAUGCAGUACUUACAAUUCUUUGAAUCCAGAUAAAGGCAUCUGAAACUUACUUUGAUACGUAAAUCAUGUGCAAACUGGGGCUCUGGAAGUGUAUUCGGCAGUGCAGGGGGCAAGCACUGGGAUUCAUUUCGUCUGCACAAACUUUUUUUGUCACUUCGAAACAAAGGCCUAAUUUACUAUAGUAGAGGGGUAGUCAGCCCUUCGGACUAGGGGGUAGUGCCCCCUUGCAGUAGAACCUGUCGGAACGCCCCGCCCCCCAUUUCUCUAUCAUGGAGCCCCCCUGUAUGCAGAUCCUCACCGCAAGAUCGACUGGAUCUCGACUUGGUAUAUUGCUCAAAAAUGUCCUGUCCUGUGCUCGUACCAGACAUUCAUUCCAAGUGCAUUUCAAACACUUCGACGUGUGCAUAGAUACCAUUCUAACGCAGGCUAUUUACAAGGCUGUGUUCUGCUCAUUCCUCUUUUUUUUCUUCAGUCUGUGAACAUGUCAUGCACAAAAAGUCCAGCUCGUGAACAUCCAUUUCUCUUGUCUAAAAUUCAGUAGUCAUUCUGCCAUGUGCAAAGUAGCAUAACUUAAAUGACUUUCAGGGAAAUGUCAGUGCUGUAACUUUGUCAAUCUUAGAACCCUUCUUUUGAAGUGGAUAAAGGACCAGGAGCAUUGAACACAUGUAUGAGCAAAUGGCUUAUCUGUGCAAGAAUCUUGCUGAUAUUUCUGAUAGGUUUUGCUUUAUCACUACUUUAUUUGACUUAACUUAUGUAAUCCAAUGGCUAAUAAUAUUGAUGCGAAAUAAGUUGGCACGUGAUGACACUGGCCUCUUAAUGCGAGAAUGACGAAGUUAGUGGUUGCGCGCGCUCUCCGAGGAUCAGCCAUUGCUAAAGGCAGACGUUUUUUUGCCAAUCUGUCGCUGGUCAACUAUUUUAGCUGUACUAGCUGGGUGACAAUAUUUCACCUGAAAACUGAGCCUCGUGUCAGCUUUAUUAAGUGUUUAGCUGGCAGUAUAACAAUGUAAUGUUUCUGAGAUGUGACCUAGCUCACUCGUGUGCGUCUGAUAGGCCUGGUGUAGUAACAUGGUUGCCAUGUGACCAGAAUUAGCCGAGAUGUAAACAGGAGGUGUGAAGAGCUAUCUUUAACUGGCUUAUUCAUUGUAAUUUAGUGAAAGUAUUUCUAUCACUAUUGAAAGUUUGUGAAAAGCAGAUUAGCUAAAAUCUUGAAGAAAAAAAACAAACAAAUACCAUCUUUGUUGGCAUUUGCUUGCACAGAGAGCCCAGGAGAGAUAGCCAAAUAAUAUGAAUAUAGUAGGUGAAGCUACUCAAUUUUGCUUAUGUUGAUAGUUACUUAAGACAUCAUUGAUGAAUGAAAAUUGCACCAUCAUGAUGAAAGUUACACCAUCGUGGUAUUGUGCUCAGGCAUCCUCUGUGUUUACUUUGCACUAUUUCUGCCAUUUAUUGUGAGAAAAUUAGUGACAUGUCUGUGAAAAAGCUGUGAAGCAUUGAGUGUGCCAUUAUAGCCCCUUUGUAAUCGGCAUGUGCAAUAUCUAUUGAGAGAUGCAAAUCCAAUGCAUUUAGUAUGAAGACUUGUUUGACCCAGUAAGAACUGUGACAUUACUUGAUUGAGAGUUUGUGGAGAUGAGCUUUGUGCAGAAUUUCUGUGAUAUGGAUGAUCAAAUUGUAGUUCUCGAAAUAAACCAUUUUCUCCCAGUCAUCUAAAA
This is a messenger RNA of Dermacentor silvarum, 4337 nucleotides long. Its product is annotated as zinc finger protein 98. The coding region runs from base 179 to 1846 and encodes 555 amino acids. The record is from RefSeq and is a predicted model, not a curated record. Lineage: Eukaryota; Metazoa; Arthropoda; Arachnida; Ixodida; Ixodidae. The transcript is spliced from 4 exons.